Rhizopus microsporus ATCC 52813 is the source of this 697-nucleotide messenger RNA. RefSeq names its product trimeric LpxA-like protein. The transcript is spliced from 6 exons. Bases 25 to 591 code for a protein of 188 amino acids. NCBI's taxonomy places the organism in Eukaryota, Fungi, Mucoromycota, Mucoromycetes, Mucorales, Rhizopodaceae. The record is from RefSeq and is a predicted model, not a curated record.
UUUUUUAUUUUUUUUUUUCGAUAAAUGGAAGCGCCUAUCAAACACUAUAAUCGAUCCGAGUAUAUAGAAACAGACACAGGUAACAAAGUGAGUAGAAAAUCAGUCAUCUGUGGUAGUCAGAAUAUUAUCCUCGGUGGAAAAACCAUCAUUCAAACAGACUGUGUCAUCCGUGGAGAUCUUCGACGAGCAGGUGGAGGACAUGCUGUGGUUAUUGCCAUCGGUAGAUAUUGUUUACUCUCUUCCAAGUCUAUUAUCAGACCGCCUUAUAAGACAUACAAAGGAAUAUUUAGUUAUUAUCCAAUGAAGAUUGGUGAUCACGUCACUAUUGGUGAAGGAAGUAUUGUUGAAGCAGCUACGAUAGGAUCUCAUGUCACUAUUGGAAAGAAUUGUAUUAUUGGCCGAUUUGCGAUUAUUAAAGACUGUUGUUGCAUCUUGGAUAACACGAUUAUUGCACCCAAUACGGUAGUACCUUCAUUUAGUGUCUAUGGUGGAUCACCAGGAAAAUAUCAGGAUGAGUUACCAGAAUGUACUCAGGAACUUUACGAGAACAAGACAAAAGAUUAUUAUGCGAAGUUUACUCCCAGAGAUUAAGAUAAUAAUGAUCAUAAGAACAAUACCCUUAAUAUCCCCCCACUUAUAUGCUUACAGCAAUGUAAUUACCAAAAAUAACAUUAAAACAAAAAAAUAUUACGGACAG